Sabethes cyaneus is the source of this 1307-nucleotide messenger RNA. RefSeq names its product 39S ribosomal protein L28, mitochondrial (gene mRpL28). The record is from RefSeq and is a predicted model, not a curated record. Gene Ontology annotation, cellular component: mitochondrial large ribosomal subunit. The transcript has 4 exons. NCBI's taxonomy places the organism in Eukaryota, Metazoa, Arthropoda, Insecta, Diptera, Culicidae. Bases 103 to 948 code for a protein of 281 amino acids. Gene Ontology annotation, molecular function: structural constituent of ribosome.
ACCUCGAACAGAAUUCCGUGUACUUUUCUUCUGAUCAAGAAGGAAUUUUUAGGAAAAUUGCUAGUAAACACGAGUCUUACAUAAUUUAUUUACUAUACUUCAAUGGCAUCGGCCACUCCUCAGGGGGCAAACUUGCUUUAUGGACUGCGCAAAUCAAAGAAAUUUACGGAGGGUCUAGGAGCCCAAUUGCCAGUUGCAUAUAAAAAGUUUUGGGACGAAUGGAAAAAUCGUCAGCCAGCAGCUGUUCACUAUGUUCCGAAGGAUGGAAUGUUCGAACGCGAGGAUGCAACAGGACUAAUAAAUCCAAUUCAAAACGUACCACUGCCACUACUCGUUCCAUUGGAAGCCCACAAGGGUUUAUGGGGAGGGGAAGCAAUUAUAAAAGGUUUCCAAAAACGAAACCCCUACAAACGGCGUGUUCCGCACUUUUGGGUUCCUGUGUUGAAACGUUCGGUGGUUCAUAGUCAAGUACUAAACGAAUACAUGGCGGUGACAGUGACGGACCGGACACUGGAACAGAUUCAUGAUAAUCAUGGUUUCGAUCACUAUUUAUUGAAGACUCCAGCUUGUGACCUUCGCUCUAUGCUAGCCAUCAGACUGAAGAAAAAGAUUUUGUUAGAUCUGCAGGGAGGAUGUCCGAAAUAUGCUGACCAACCGGAAAAGCAACAAGCAAUCAUUAAAGAGUACGCUCCCUAUCUUUCCCAGUACACCGCGGAGGAAAUCGAAUGGUACGGUUUAACGUACGUAGAAGCUAUUAACAAAAUUCAAAAUCAGCUGAAUUCGCAAGAAGAUAAGCGACCACAUAAGUUGAUUUUUCGCGAAAAGUUAAUUGAGCAACUCAAGGAAGCUGGCAUCAAAGAGGCACAGGGGACUGAACUGAAGGGAAUCGAAGAUUCCAGCUCGUCAUCUUGGCUUUCCAAGUUAAGCUUCAAGCCCAAAAAUUGGUAGCACCGGAAUAGCUAGGAAAAUAGAUCAGCAUAAACCGAGAGCACAGAAACGAAGCAAGCAGCAUGUGAGGUGUAGUGUACCGCUAUUGGCCCCAAACUGGAAUUUUUUCACGUUACUUCAUAUGGAAAAAUGAUGUCUGUAUGUAGCAAAACUAUCAGCAAAUGUAAAAUGUUUAAAAUGUAUCCGUCAGUUGGUAGUCGAGUAAUUCGGGGUUAAAAUCAGGGUAUUUUUAUAAUCAAAGUUCUACAGUUCCUAAACAAGCAAACAUAGAGGUAUACUAUUUUCAGCAAAGUCGUGUAUUUUUACUAUUUGUAUAACUUUGUAACACAUGAAAAAGUCAUACAACAAUUACAAAAAGA